AUGGGUGUGCGCCGAACGAAAGAACAUCUUCAUUUUUAUUUGCACUGUCCGAAAUCGAUGGACACUGUGAAUUGGACAAUCGAAACUCAGCGAAAACAUGUACUAGUUUCGAAUCGAGUGGAAAACAAAGUGAAAAAAGGCAAACAAAUAUUUAACAACAAAACUCCCGCGUGGGGAUGUGAAAAAUUUAUCAAAUGGGCGGAAAUGGAAAAAGACUAUCUUGUGGAUGGCCGAUUGACAGCUGAAAUUCACAUAAAAAUCAAGAAAACAACUGGUAUUUACAAAGAUAAUCUGAGAAGUUUCGACAAGACGAUGGAAGAAUUCUCGGAUGUAGUACUUGUUGUCAAUGAAGAGAAAUUUUAUGUUCUAAAAUUGUAUUUGGCUGCUCACUCACCAUAUUUCAAAGCCUUGUUUUUGGGAAAUUUCAACGAUUCGAAGAAAUCGGAAAUCAAAUUGACUGGAAUCGACGCAGAUGAUUUCCAGAACUACCUCGAACUGCUUUAUGGGGAACAUCCGAUUGAUGAAUACACUUGCGAAGGACUUCUUCUGGUAGCUGACAUGCUAGAUACUCCACUGGUAAUCCGCAAAUGCGAGCAGUUUCUACUCAAGGAAUCAAAGAAAACGUUGAAGAAGAAGUUAGAAUUGUCUACUCGAUUCUGUUUGGAAGCACUCAAGAAGAAAUGCCUCGCUGAAAUCAAAUCGAUUGGCGAUCUUCAAGCUGUUCUGCCAGGGAAUGUGCAAGAUUUGGACAAAUCUAUAAUGGGCGAACUUCUUGAAAAAUCCAUUUCACUUCAUAGUUGA
Messenger RNA from Caenorhabditis remanei, 801 nucleotides. RefSeq lists its product as uncharacterized. Bases 1 to 801 code for a protein of 266 amino acids. Gene Ontology annotation, molecular function: protein binding. The transcript has 4 exons. The record is from RefSeq and is a predicted model, not a curated record. Lineage: Eukaryota; Metazoa; Nematoda; Chromadorea; Rhabditida; Rhabditidae.